CCCACUCCGAAGAGCCAAAGUUAGAAAAGCCAAUUCCCACUCACCUCCAAAAACCACUCUAAUCAUUAUGGUAAAAAUCGAUAAUCUUCAACAAGCCCAAACUAAUCAAACUGAAAGUGGUGAUUUUAGCACUCAAAAUCAGCAAGCCCAAACUCAAUCAAAUGCUAAGUCAAAUGAGACUAAAUCCUCCGGACUAAUGACCAUUAUCGGGCAACUCUUACCCUUAGCCCCGUUUGCCUUUGAACAGUUUACCAGACAAAAAGUCCCCCAAAUGACCGGCACCAUUGCCGAAAUGCAAAUGGCACUAAUCCAAAUCCAAUCCAAUUUGCAAACCAUCGUUAAUAAUCAACAAGCCCUCAGUCAACGACUAAUCGCUUUAGAAACUAACGCUUCCCACCAACUCACCACCCUCACCCAACAAUUUCAAUCUUUACGUUUAACCCAUACCAAAGAACAACAACAGAUUGAAUAUAAUCCUAAUCAACAACUAACCAACCAAGAAUAA
Molecule: messenger RNA, 505 nt
Organism: Ambispora leptoticha
Lineage: Eukaryota; Fungi; Glomeromycota; Glomeromycetes; Archaeosporales; Ambisporaceae
Source: the annotation of a GenBank genome assembly